Molecule: messenger RNA, 375 nt
Organism: Adineta steineri
Lineage: Eukaryota; Metazoa; Rotifera; Eurotatoria; Adinetida; Adinetidae
Source: the annotation of a GenBank genome assembly
AUGUCACGGUUAUCGGCUGAAUACAACUUAAAAUUAUCAUGGAAUUUUUUUGCUACAUCACAUGGUAAAGGGGUGGUCGAUGCUAUAGGUGGUAUGGUCAAACGGAUGGUGUGGCUAGAAAUAAUGGUGAAAAAACAAUGUCGAUCAGCUACUGAUUUUAUUUCUAUCGCCAUAACGAAAACGAACACAAUUAUUCUCGAUGAAAUCUAUCAAACGGAUAUAGAUGCAUCAAAAUUGAAACUUCAACAGGUAUUUGCAACGACGAAGUCCGUAAAAGAUACUCAGAAAUUACAUACUGUUAUUGCUAUUCGUCCCGAUGUCAUUGAAUGCCGAAUGUAUGGUGAUGCAACAUCAAAAUGGACUGUUUUUUUCUAA